Messenger RNA from Atta colombica, 2491 nucleotides. Its product is annotated as A-agglutinin anchorage subunit-like. NCBI's taxonomy places the organism in Eukaryota, Metazoa, Arthropoda, Insecta, Hymenoptera, Formicidae. Gene Ontology annotation, cellular component: nucleus. Gene Ontology annotation, molecular function: RNA polymerase II cis-regulatory region sequence-specific DNA binding; DNA-binding transcription activator activity, RNA polymerase II-specific. The record is from RefSeq and is a predicted model, not a curated record. Gene Ontology annotation, biological process: regulation of transcription by RNA polymerase II. The transcript has 3 exons. Bases 168 to 2483 code for a protein of 771 amino acids.
CGCCGAUGGUGCGCGGGAUGAGAUGAGCAGGAUUGCGAAUCACUAAUAUCACUAUGCGGAUUACCGCUGUUUAAUCGAAGCCGCGAAUUAUGACGCUGAUUUUGAAUCAUACACAGUCGUGACGAGUUUCUAUUUCAAUCCUACAUUGAUUACUCAUACCUGUUGACAUGGUGAAACUGGCAUAUUCACCACUCUCCAAGUUCGCGUCCACAGACAUAAUGUCCAAUGUAUGCCCGAACAAUAUGAUAAAACCUACUUUAUCUGAAGUGUUACAAUCAGACUCUGUGAAACGGCUAUUUAAUCAACCGGACCUUAUCAUUAAGACGAUUCCUUUAUCAUCACUUGAGUCUGGCAAUGCAUUUUGGUAUAAAAGGAAUGGUAUAAAUUCAACAUCAAACCAUACAACAGCAUCUGAAAUAUCAAUAUUCCCUGUUGGGACAAUAGACGAAGAAAAGGAAGAUGCCAAUCUUCUACCUUCAAAAAUAAAGCACAAAAAGUCGGAAAUUGCUUUAUUACCUAUUAAGAAGAAAUCAUGUGGUCAUUAUCAGCCAUGUGAAAAUAUUAUUUGUGAUGUGACAGUACAGCAGUACGUGGAUAAAGAUUGUGUGUCGCCUAUGUUAGCAUUGAGCAUAGAAGAAAAUGAGAUAAAUGCGCCGGUUGAAAAACACUGUAGGAAUAAGUAUUGUGAUGCAUUAAGCAUUGAUCAUAAUCGUUGUCGUCGGGCAUUAAUAAAGUUAUAUAAAUGUGACAGUUCACAUACAUGCGAUAUUUGUGGAAGAACAUUUAAGAAAUGGAUAUCUCGGAUACAUCACAGAAAUUGUAAGAGAAAGAAAGUGUAUAUUCAUAACGAUGUAGACAGAUUGCAUUUACUGAAGGAGCGGAUGCGCAUUCGAGAGUUGCAGAUUUUAGAAAUUGCGAAGAUGAAGAAACGCGAUUAUUCGGAUCCUAACAAAGUGAUGGAGACACUGUGGAAAAAUGAAGAAUUGAUAAUUAUUCCGCAAAAAGCACCUAGUCAACCAAGUGUCAGCAUGACUUUGGUAUCUAACACUCAAUUGACCAGCACUAAUGCUCAAUCUAUUAUAAAUAAUUCGCAAAUAACUAAAUCUGCGAAUACCUUUGGAAGUGCGUCUGUCACGGUUUCAUCACAGAACACCAUAAUUUUUCCCAACAACACGUUAUGUUCAGAAAGCAAUGUAAAAUCAAUAGGUCAAGUAAGAUUUCCAAAUUUACAACAAAAUUCCUAUUUGGAAUCUACUUCUGUUACGAUUCCAACUAAAGCUCAAACUCAAGUUCCAGUUUCAACUACAACUCCAGUUCUAACUCUAGCUCUAGUUCCAACUUCAACAUCGUCUACAGUUUCAACUUCAACUUCAGUUCCAACUCUAGCCAUAACUCUAGCUCCAAAUUCAGCUUCAGCUUCAACUUCAACUUUAGUUCCGUUAACCCUAACUAUAGCUCCAAGUUUAGCUCCAACUCCAGUUUCAGUUCCAGCUAUAACUCAGAUUUCGGCUCCCAAUGUUAUUACCACUUCUGCAUCUACUUCGAUUGUACCUCCGAACAAAUCAUGUAUUCAACUCGCAGUUUCACCUCAAACUACUACUGUUCAGCCAAUAAACAACUUAAGUGUAUCACCAUCACACAUAGUAAACACCACGGCAAUUCAGCCUAAAACGUUCCUCACGCCGAUACGCGUGGUACCUAUAGCCAAUUUGAUAAGUCCGCCGUCGUUGUUACAUCGCACGCAAGGCAUUCCUAAGUUCUGCAUUGUUGCAGAAAAAACCGCUCCGGUGACCACUUCGAAUUCAACGUCUGUUCAACCUACUGUUGCAGCUGUUGUCAGUACCACCACUGUAAAUGCUCCAAAGUCUCUGAUGCACGUUCCAAUAUCAAAAGUACAUAAAUCGAAAUUAAAGAAAAAAAAGAAGAGUUUUUUCUGUGACUAUUGCUCGAAAUAUAUCACUACUGAUUGGUAUUUCAAGGUGCAUAUCGCAAAGCACAAAGGUCAGAAACUUUUCUUCUGUAAUUUUUGUGAUGAAUCUUUCAGUAACAAUUAUGAUAUGAAAAAACACAUAACUAAUCAACACACCGAUCAGAAAGAACUUGCAUGUGACAAGUGCAACUAUACUUGCACGUCUCUUGCUGCCUUCAAAAGCCACAUCCAAACACAUGCGAUAAGUAGUAUACUUAAUAAAGUAGAUUCGAAAAAGCAAAAAAAAUCGGAACUUUUGAAAAAAUUGGAAAAUAAAGUAAAUCAUAAGUUAAUUCACAAUUUAUACGAAAGGAAAGUAAAAAGAAUAAAAUGCGAGGAUACAUCCGAUAGUCAGAAUAAACAACAGCAUAAUAAAGAGAAGCAUAAUAAUAAAAAUUUAUCGGCAAUUAACAGAGAUAGCAAUGCAAAGACAAAAGAGUUUAAUCCAUUUGUUUCCGUGAAAAAAAUUGAAUCUGAAAAUUUCAAGCAAGAAUCUCCUAUUACAUCGAGAUGAAGCAUAUA